AUGGGACCGGAUACACCUCUGCCUCUUCCAGCCGAGUUCACAAACACCGACGAAUACGUCGAGUCACUGCUCGAAUUUGCAACUUCCUCAUGGCUGCUCCAGACACUAUGCGGCGGCGUCCACAUUUUGGACUUUUACACAAGGUCACCUGACCUUUACUCGCACAUCUUGCCCCAAUCAUGGAGGGAUUGGUUCAAGACACGCGACAUCAUGGACAUUUUGGAUUUGCUCAUGAGAGAGGACCUUAGCCAGUUUGAUGUGAAGCAACCAGAAGGCCCCGGAGAUUGGCGAGAUGGGCCACCACCGCCACAGGAGCUGCUAGAUUACAUUAAGACAGUCCGGAAGCACUUGCUGGCACGCGACUUUCCUCCACCCAACUCAAACAUCACAGCUGGGAAGCCUGCGAUACCACGCCAUAUUGCCAUGGGCAUGAAAGUCAAGAAGGUGCACGAGGUCGAUAACUUUGCACGCUACAUUGACAGGCUGACCGCUGAGAUUGCGUCCUCCAAAAAGAAGCCUAUCACGCACCUCGUGGAUUUUGGUUCUGGUCAGAAUUACCUUGGACGUGCUCUUGCUGCAGCGCCCUAUUCCAAGCACAUUGUCGCAGUGGAGAGUAAGCAACACAACAUUGAGGGUGCCAAGAACAUGGACAUGUUGGCAAAGCUGGUGCCCAAACCUGUCGUUAUGAGGAACAAGAAGGAAUACAGGGCCAAAAUAGGCAAAGUCAAGAAAGGCAGGGAGAAUGGGGUCAAUGCCUCUACUGGGUCGUCUAGCGCAGAUGCUCUGGCGCAGGGAACAGAUGAACAAGCAAACUCACAAACAAAUGAAGUCGGGUCAAUUCCACCUACCGAACAUAAAUCAGCCAGUUCAACCUUGACUAGCGGGCCACAAUGUGACGACGGGUGUGUGCUUCCACAAGCAACCGAGAUAUCUGCAAACAGCCCCCCGAGUGAGGCGACCAAAACGUCUACGCUACAGAUAUACAACGAAGGCCAUGGUAGUGUCCAAUACGUUGAGCAUAUCAUCAAAGAAGGCGAUCUCACGCCGGUCAUCGACCAGGUUCUGGAUACCACUCGUGUACCUGAGGAAGCUGUUACACAAGACAGUGCUGUGGUUGCCGAAGCUACAAACUUGGAUGUAGUGCCCAAGCCCACUGAUGUGAACGCCAUGGUAAUCUCUCUUCAUUCAUGCGGCAAUCUAGUGCAUUAUGGGCUGCGCUCCAUGAUGCUUAACGCUCACAUCUCAGCCGUAGCCAUGGUGGGCUGUUGCUACAACUUGCUCACUGAACGUCUUGGUCCGCCAACGUACAAGCUACCUACACUGCGCGCGAAUCAUCCGCGCCUGGAAUCCACAUCCAGUGCUUUCGACCCCAAUGGCUUUCCAAUGUCAGAAAAGCUUGCAAACUACCCACUUCCAUAUGCCCCUCUUGAUUCGCGCAGUGGCGAGACAGCUGAACAACCCAGAGGGGUUCGACUCAACAUCACGGCCCGCAUGAUGGCCGUGCAAGCACCUUUCAACUGGGGUCCUGUCGACUCAGACCUGUUUUUCACCCGUCACUUCUUUCGAGCACUGCUUCAGCGCAUCUUUCUCGAUCGUGGCGUAGUCUCUGCGCCCUUACACGAUCAAGGUCUCACUGGCAGUGCAGUGUCAGCAAACGGUCACACGUCGCAAGUAAACUGGACACCACCCAAUGGCCGUGGCCCUGGCCUCUCUUCAGACGGCACUACUACGCCUCUUACAAUUGGAACGCUGCGCAAAUUUGCUUACAGCGAUUUCGUCUCAUACGUUCGCGCCGCAAUUGCAAAACUUACGGCCGACAACUCAUUUUGUGAGAUCGACCCCAACUUCAUCAAGGAGAAGAUGGAUGGUUUGACAGACGACGAUAUUCGGAACUAUGAGGUCAGGUAUGCAGAGAGGAAAAAGGAGCUGAGUGUCAUGUGGAGCCUGAUGGCCUUCAGCGCUGGUGUGGUCGAAGCUGUCGUGGUCACGGAUCGGUAUCUGUGGCUAAGAGAGCAGGAAGAGGUUGAGCAUGCAUGGGUCGAGCCCGUUUUCGAAUAUAAGCAUAGUCCGCGCAAUUUGGUGGUGGUAGGCCUCAAGAAAUAG
Molecule: messenger RNA, 2103 nt
Organism: Bipolaris oryzae ATCC 44560
Lineage: Eukaryota; Fungi; Ascomycota; Dothideomycetes; Pleosporales; Pleosporaceae
Exons: 1
Coding region: 1-2103 (700 amino acids)
Source: RefSeq, a predicted model, not a curated record